AUGCCGUCCGUAGCUUUUACAUCAGAGGACGCUAAAGGGAUCAUCUACCCCCUUGACGACCCUUUGGUAGUAUCUCUGCAGAUAUCCAGCGCAAUGGUUCAUCGCGUGCUGGUGAAUGAAGGGAGCUCUGCUAACAUCCUAUAUAAGGAGACAUUUGAAAAGAUGGGCAUCGAUAAAGCAUGCUUGAAGUCGGUCUCUUACCCGGUUAUCGGUUUCACAGGAGCAUCUGUCGUCCCAGAAGGGACUGUAAAGCUAGCAGUAAAGUUGGGAAAAGGGUCUCAUUCCAAGGACCUCAUGGUAGAAUUUCUCGUGGUUGACGUCCCAGCGGUGUACAACGCCAUUAUCGGAAGACUGCUGAUCAACGACGCUCAAGCCGUCGUCUCAACAUACCAUCUUACUAUGGUUUACACCUCCAAUGACGGUAAACCCGAAAAAAUUACGGGAAAUCAAGAGUCGGCAAGAGCCUGCUAUCUCACCGCGCUAAAACACUCUGACCACAAGCGCCCAACCGAUACUCCGCCAUCGGAAAGAAAAAGAAGAAGGCUGGAAAAUAAAACCAAAAAGGACUUGUCCAUGGAGAACUUCGAGGGAAGGCCGGCAGAUCAGCCGAGACCUAGCCCAGAAGGGGAGACGGAGGAAAUAAGUUCAGAAGAGGAAAGGCCGAAAAGAACAGUGAAGAUUGGGGCCGAUCUGGCGGAGGAAGUAAAAGUUAACUUGAUCUCUUUGCUAAAGGGGCAUGCCGACAUUUUCGCCUUCUCUGCAGACGAAAUGCCGGGCAUUGACCCGGAGUUCAUGGUACAUCGUUUGAAUGUGAAUGAAGACGUCAGGCCGGUUAAGCAGAAGAAACGUAAUUUCUCUGCUGAAAAGAACGCAGCCAUCAAGGAGGAAGUGGAUAAACUGCUGGCAGCAGACUUUAUAGAGCCUUGCGACUACCCUGAGUGGUUGGCAAAUGUGGUGAUGGUGAAAAAAUCCAACGGGUCAUGGCGUAUGUGUGUAGAUUUCACCAAUCUCAACAAGGCCUGUCCAAAGGACUGCUAUCCCCUACCCAGAAUUGAUCAAUUGGUGGACUCCACUAGCGGCCACGCCCUACUAAGCUUCAUGGACGCUUUCUCAGGAUACCACCAGAUAAGUUUGUUAAAAUCCGACAGAAACAAAGCGGCCUUCAUCACAGAUGCAGGAGUUUAUGCCUAUAAAGCCAUGCCUUUUGGGCUCAAGAAUGCCGGUGCCACCUACCAAAAACUGGUGGACAUAAUCUUUGAGCACCAAAAAGGCCGAAAUGUGGAGGUAUAUGUGGACGAUAGCAUCGUCAAAAGCAUAACAGAAGAAGAACAUGUGAUGGACCUUGAAGAAACCUUUGCAACACUCCGGCAUCAUCAGAUGAAAUUAAACCCGAAGAAGUGCGUAUUCGAAGUCAAAUCCGGCAAGUUCCUAGGUUUUAUGGUAAGUGAAAGGGGCAUAGAUGCCAACCCUGACAAGAUCAAGGCCAUCAGUGACCUCCCGGAGCCGAAGAGCAUCCGGGACAUUCAGAAGCUGACGGGGAGAAUGGCGGCCCUCACAAGAUUCGUCUCCAAAUCGGCUGAGAAAGCCCUCCCGUUCUUCAAAAUUCUCAGGGGCAACAAGAAGUUUGAGUGGGGGGAAGAACAGAGACAAGCCUUUGAAGCUAUAAAAAAGCAUUUCAUGAAGCUGCCGACAAUAACCAGACCAGAGUUAGGCGAAAAACUGCAGCUCUACGUCUCGGUAUCUGAAAAGACGGUAACAGUUGUAUUACUGGUAAAAAGGCAAGGGCAGCAGAAUCCCAUCUACUUUGUAAGCCAUGUCUUGGCAGGGGCGGAGCAAAGGCUCUUGAAGUGGGCAAUAGAGCUCUCGGAGUUUGAUAUCGAAUACCGUCCCCGUACAGCUAUCAAGGACCAAGCAUUGGCCGACUUCAUUGUUGAAACCACCUACACGGAAGCAGUAGAAUCUGCCGGCAUAUGGAAGACAGAAGUUGACGAUUCAGCGGCCCAAUGUGGAGCAGGAGCCGGAGUAGUGAUGACAUCCCCCAAAGGGGAGAUUUUUGAACAUGCCAUCCAUUUUGGUUUCAAGGCCUCUAAUAAUGAGGCCGAGUACGAAGCAGCCCUGGUCGGACUAAGUCUGAGCAUUGCGGCUGGCGCCAAAAAGGUUCUAAUGAUCACGGACUCGCAGCUCAUUUCAAGCCAGAUAGAUAGCACAUACGAGGCCAGGGAGCCGGUAAUGCAAAAGUAUCUCUGCCGGGUCAAAAGUAUGACGGCGGAGCUACAGAGCUUCGAGGUCAAGCUGGUUCCAAGGGCAGAGAACAUGGCAGCAGACGCCUUGUCUAAGCUGGCAAGCUCCAGCAUUAGCGACCAAAAGAGGAGUGUCAUGGUGGAAACAUUGAAAAAGCGAAGUGUGGGUACCACCACAGAAACCGUUAAUACAAUAACCUCAGAACCAGAGUGGUAUGACGGCAUAAAGGCGUACAAGCUAACGGGAGAGCUCCUGGAAGAAAAGAUGGCGGCCCAUAAGCUGAAAAGAGACUCGGCAUGGUACUGCAUCUUUCAAGGCCAGUUAUACAAGAAGGGGUUCUCCCUACCCCUAUUAAGGUGCGUCACGGCUUGUGAGGCCACAAAAGUAAUCGAAGAAAUUCACGAAGGGAUAUGUGGAAACCAUAUCGCCGGAAAAGCGUUGGCACUGAAAGCGCUUAGAGCAGGUUUCUACUGGCCUACUAUGCUGAUGGAUUCCCAAGCCUACGUAAAAUAG
This is a messenger RNA of Beta vulgaris subsp. vulgaris (sugar beet), 2754 nucleotides long. RefSeq lists its product as uncharacterized. NCBI's taxonomy places the organism in Eukaryota, Viridiplantae, Streptophyta, Magnoliopsida, Caryophyllales, Amaranthaceae. The record is from RefSeq and is a predicted model, not a curated record. Gene Ontology annotation, molecular function: nucleic acid binding; RNA-DNA hybrid ribonuclease activity. The coding region runs from base 1 to 2754 and encodes 917 amino acids. The transcript is spliced from 2 exons.